UACAAUGGUGAUAUGGACAUUGUACUAAUCUUUUCUGGUCUGUUCUCUGCUGUCAGCACAGCUUUCAUUGUGGCCAUGGAGUUGAAUCUCAGUCCAGACCCUGAUGAUACCACACAUGCCCUUCUUGCCCAACUUGUCCAAAUUGGACUUGGCAACUUCACUGCAGUGGGGUCUACACCAGUAUCACCAGCAUCUACCUGGUCGCUGUCCACAGCCAACAUAAGGAUCCAAUGCAUCAUGUAUAUGAGCUUGUCCUUCAGUUUACUUGCUGCUUUUGGGGCUGUGCUAGGCAAGCAGUGGCUCAGGUACUACAAGUCA
Molecule: messenger RNA, 318 nt
Organism: Suillus subaureus
Lineage: Eukaryota; Fungi; Basidiomycota; Agaricomycetes; Boletales; Suillaceae
Exons: 2
Source: RefSeq, a predicted model, not a curated record